This is a messenger RNA of Durio zibethinus, 1211 nucleotides long. RefSeq names its product membrane protein PM19L-like. The record is from RefSeq and is a predicted model, not a curated record. NCBI's taxonomy places the organism in Eukaryota, Viridiplantae, Streptophyta, Magnoliopsida, Malvales, Malvaceae.
UCAAUUUUGUGGGUAUUUAUUUUCUUCCUAUUACAUCAUCAUUGACACAUUGACUGUUUAGGUAUGGGACGAGAAGAACUUUGAAGCUGAUCAAAUUGAUGGAAUGGAUAAUAAUAUAUUCUCGAUCUGAAACACUGGAGAUGCAUGCACACCGUCUGCGAUCUAAAGCUUCGAGAAUCCAAGAGAGAAGACAUCAUUGGAAAUGUAAACACCAUUUUUGACAAGUGUCCUUCCACCUGUAUCAGGUUUCUCCCAUGCAAAUCCUCACUGUUUUACACGUAUGCCACAUUUCCUGACACCUUUAAGUUUAUUUAUAUUAGCCCUCCAUUGCCAAACUCUCUUGUCCUUACCCAAAAUCCUUAAGCUGAAGACAGGAAAAUUUGUUGAGUUUGUCUAGUUUUUCUCGUGUUCUGUCUGAGAGGGAAGAGAACAUUAGGAUGGCUACAGUAGGAAGGAACAUAGCAGCUCCUUUGCUGUUUCUGAACUUGGUCAUGUAUUUUAUUGUGCUUGGAUUUGCUAGCUGGUGUAUUAAUAGGUAUAUCAAUGGCCAGACUGCUCACCCCAGUAUGGGGGGAAAUGGAGCUACUGGUUUCUUCCUGACCUUUGCAAUCUUGGCUGCUGUAGCAGGCAUAGUAUCAAAAUUUGCAGGAGUGCGCCAUAUCAGGUCUUGGAGAACUGAUAGUCUAGCUGAAGCAGGGUCAUCUUCACUACUUGCUUUGGCCUUGACUGCAUUAGCCUUUGGGUUUGCUUGCAAGCAUAUAAACAUAGGAGGGUGGAGAGGAUGGAGACUGAGAAUACUCGAAGCAAUCAUAAUAAUCCUCACAUUCACCCAACUUUUGUAUGUCUUGUUGAUCCAUGCCGGUUUGUUCAGCAGCAGGUAUGGACCAGGGUACCAAGACGCUGACUAUGGCAUCCGUGUACCGGGAGAUGAGCCCAAGGCUGGCCCCGCAAUGGUAGGGUCUAGGAUUUGAAGGAACAUAGUUUACUUGAGUUGAUCAGUUCAAUAUGAACUUAUUACCAUUUUAAAUGUAGUAGUGUAAAUAGAGUUGCCGAUCUUUUCAUGUUCCUAUGGUGUAUGUGGCCAUGGAUUUGCAGCAUAUCUGGUGUGUAAUGUUCAAUGACUCUGGCCUUUUCUAAUGGUACAUUUGGUGUGGUUCAGUUGUUUAAAUGGUUAUUUGGAGAUUCAUUACUUCAAUGGCUUUAAAAUUUUA